AUGAGACAGAUAUAAAUUGGAGCGCGAUAGGUUCAUGUACCAGUACGUUGGAACCAGGGAGCUGUGGUUGGAACCUAGAUGGGAAAAUGUUGUUUCGUUACAUUGCGUUGUGUUGCCUAUUUCUAACUGAGUUUUCGCAUGGUCAUCCAGUAGAAAGAUACACCAGAGAUGUGGACAAACGUGCUCUAUCUGACGAUGAACCAGAGGACGGCGAGCCGUUGAUAACGACAUGGCCAGAUUUACCAACUGGUGUAAUCACGCCCCAGUUUGAUGCACAAACGACAUACGGUCAGAACGAGGAGGACGCUAUGUCGUACAUCUUGACAGAAAACCGUCUUCUCAUUAAUGACCCAGACUCGGGGUUCUUAGAGGGCGAUAUCUACAUCGGACCGGAUUUACCACGUAAUGCGAUUACAAACAUGAAUCAACGAUGGUCCGGUGGUAUCGUGCCGUACGAGAUAGACUACGGCUUCGAUAGCGGAGCACGUUCCCGUAUCAUGGAUGCUAUAAGCCAGUACACUCAAUAUACUUGUAUUAAGUGGACGCCGCGUACAAAUCAACGGGAUUACGUCAGAAUCGUUCCAAAAUCUGGAUGCUGGUCUGCUGUCGGUCGUACUGGCGGUAUGCAAGAACUCUCCGUUGGGGGCAGCUGUACUUGGUCCCGGGGUACGAUUAUGCACGAAAUGAUGCACGCUGCAGGGUUUCACCACGAACAGACUCGAACCGACAGGGACAGCUACGUCACAAUAUACUGGGCGAACAUUCAAAGAGGAAUGGAAUACAAUUUUGAAAAAUACAACUUAGACAGUCUUGGAACUGAAUACGAUUACGCAUCUAUUAUGCACUAUCCUCGUAAUGCUUUUUCUGUCAAUGGUCAGGACACCAUCGUACCUAGACAGAGUGUACAGAUCGGAAAUCGAAACUCAUUCAGUCAACUCGAUAUCUAUGAGUUGAAUAAACUAUAUGAAUGUGAUGGUAGUGAUGGCGGUGGCGGCGGAGGCGAAGUGGGUGGAGACUGCAAUGAUAAAGACAAUGGAUGUUCCGGUUGGGCUCAACAAGGGUACUGCCGGGGCACAUACGGGGAAUGGAUGUCAGAGAACUGCAAAGAUAGCUGCGGUAUCUGCGACGACAAAGAUUGUGUAGACAACGACAACAGAUGCGACGGUUGGGCUCGACGUGGAGAGUGCACUGCCAACCCUGAGUAUAUGCUGACUAACUGCCAAAAGAGCUGUAAGGAGUGUAGCGGUGGCGGUGGUGGAUCGAUAUGCACAGAUGCAAAUGUGAAUUGUGAAUGGUGGGCCAAUCAGGGCUACUGUACUGGAACCCAUUCGGCAUAUAUGAAGAAGAACUGCAAAAAAAGCUGCGGGCAGCAGUGUAAUGGGAAUAGUCCAAACAGUGAAGGUACGGCAUGUUACGACUAUGACUUUAACUGUGGGUAUUGGCAGAGUAUAGGAGAAUGUGCUAGGAACCCAGCGUACAUGCUACAGAACUGUCAAGCAAGUUGUGGAGUGUGUUAAACUACUAAUAACUUAAUCCAUUAUAGUUCACGGAGUUGAAACUAAAUAAACAAAGAGCUCAUCU
Messenger RNA from Saccoglossus kowalevskii, 1581 nucleotides. RefSeq names its product zinc metalloproteinase nas-13-like. The record is from RefSeq and is a predicted model, not a curated record. Gene Ontology annotation, biological process: proteolysis. NCBI's taxonomy places the organism in Eukaryota, Metazoa, Hemichordata, Enteropneusta, Harrimaniidae. Gene Ontology annotation, molecular function: zinc ion binding; metalloendopeptidase activity.